Nicotiana attenuata is the source of this 1290-nucleotide messenger RNA. RefSeq names its product abscisic acid receptor PYL4-like. Gene Ontology annotation, molecular function: signaling receptor activity; protein phosphatase inhibitor activity; abscisic acid binding. Lineage: Eukaryota; Viridiplantae; Streptophyta; Magnoliopsida; Solanales; Solanaceae. Gene Ontology annotation, cellular component: nucleus; cytoplasm. Gene Ontology annotation, biological process: abscisic acid-activated signaling pathway. Bases 234 to 950 code for a protein of 238 amino acids. The transcript has 2 exons. The record is from RefSeq and is a predicted model, not a curated record.
AAGCCAGCGUAAGCAGUGUGCUUUAAUAUUUUGUCUUUAAGAGUUUUUCUCCGAUGAAAUCACAACUUGACAAACAUUUAUUUAUAUUCCUUUUUUCCUCUCUCUAGAGUCUAGACAUAUACUUACAUUUUGUUAUUGAUAUAUAUCUCUAAUAAUAAUCUCCAUUUUAGACAUUUAUAUACUCUCCAUUCUCAUCUCUUGUACAUACCAUAAGAAGAGAGGAAUUUUAUAAAAUGCCUUCUUCACUUCAGCUGCAUAGAAUCAACCCAAGCACCGCCACACUCGCCGGUAACUACCACAAACAGCAAUCACAAUCACAGCCUACAUGGAUCACUCCCGUUUCCGUUUCUGUCCCUGACUACGUAUUGCAUUGUCACACCCACGUUGUGGGCCCCGAUCAGUGUUGCUCCGCUGUAGUACAAGCCAUCUCCGCCCCAAUCGGCACCGUUUGGUCCCUCGUCCGCCGCUUCGAUAACCCGCAAGCAUACAAGCACUUUCUUAAAAGCUGCCACGUCAUCGACGGCGAUGGGAACGUCGGUAGCUUAAGGGAAGUCCGCGUUGUUUCUGGCCUUCCCGCAGCUUCUAGUACGGAGAGGUUGGAGAUUUUAGACGAUGAAAAACACGUACUCAGCUUUAGCGUCGUCGGCGGCGAUCAUCGGCUUAACAAUUACCGAUCGGUGACGACGCUGCACACAGCGGAUGAUGACGAUAACGUGACGAUGGUGGUGGAAUCGUACGAGGUUGAUGUUCCACAAGGGAAUACUAAGGAAGAAACAUGUGUUUUUGUAGAUACAAUUGUGCGGUGCAAUUUGCAAUCGUUGGCGCAGAUAGCAGAAAACUUGGCCAAAAGAAAGAAUUCUGAUGAUCCAGAACUGAAACUUCAUAGAUCGGUAGAUUUCGAAGACUGUAAGGUUGGUUCUUGGAAAUGUUACAACGUGAUAGUUUCAUAAUUCUAUGACAUUAUUAUUCUAGUAAAGUUACACCUCUCGUUUUUAUAUAACAACUAUUUACUAUAAAAAAUAACUCGGUAUAUUUUCCGGAAUCAAUUUUUAUAAUAAGCCAAAAAAAAUCAGAACAAAUGAGUCUAUUAUAAAAAAAAUUUUGACUGUACUGUACGUGAAUACUUGGUUGUCACCAUCACAUAAAUUCCUCCUAGUUGUUCAUUUUCUUUUCCUUCCUUCCUUAUGUUCUCAGCAAAUCUUGGGAAUUCCCGAUUCUGGUGAAGGCAAUUGUUCUAUGUUUUUUUCUCGCCUUUUGUUAACUUAUCAAAUAGAAGGUGCAUUUUACCUA